This is a messenger RNA of Anopheles cruzii, 2172 nucleotides long. RefSeq names its product sialin-like. Gene Ontology annotation, molecular function: transmembrane transporter activity. Lineage: Eukaryota; Metazoa; Arthropoda; Insecta; Diptera; Culicidae. Gene Ontology annotation, cellular component: plasma membrane. The record is from RefSeq and is a predicted model, not a curated record. Gene Ontology annotation, biological process: transmembrane transport; monoatomic anion transport. The coding region runs from base 104 to 1726 and encodes 540 amino acids. The transcript is spliced from 4 exons.
UUCCGGCCGUACGGGCUUUAGGUCGAUAAACGGUCCGCCGCCGAGCAUGCCGCGUGGUGGAGUGUAAAGUGAACCAGAUCCUCCUCGAGCCGGUGCCUCUAAAAUGGCCACAGAAGGAGCGGUUAGCGCCAGGACCACACUCUGGUACCUGGUGUUUGUGGGCUUCGCCGUCAACUAUAUGAUCCGAAUUAACACAAACAUCACGAUCGUAGCCAUGAUCAAGCAAUCGGACCGGGAGUUGGCCGGGAAAACGAAAGUGGACUACGCCUGCUACGAUGAAGGUGCAGUUCAGGCAAACGGAUCCAGCGUCAUGGCAGAAGAAGCGACCUCCGUCACUCCGAAGCAAGACCCGGCCGGGCUGCUACGAUCGCGUGAGCAGAAAAUUCUUUCCCCCGAGCAAAUGUUGAUGAUAUUUUUGAAGCGCGAUCCUCAGAGGGAUGGCUUCGAUUGGAACGAGUACCAGCAGGGUGUAAUUUUGGGCGCCUUCUACUGGAUCCACUGGGUCACGCAGAUACCGGGCGGAAUUCUGGCCCGACGCUACGGAACGAAGCUCGUGUUCGGCGCCAGCAAUGUAAUCGGCUGUUGGCUGUGCUUCCUGAUGCCAAUUGCUUCUUACUGGGAUUACCGCGUGCUUGUGUUUCUGCGCGUCCUUCAGGGGCUAGUAUGUGGUCUAGCGUGGCCUGCGAUGCACCAUAUGGCGGGCCAGUGGAUUCCGCCCAACGAACGGAGCAAGUUCGUCACCGCUUACCUCGGCAGCUCGGUCGGAGUGGCCCUGAACUUCCCACUCUUCGGGUACAUCAUCGCUCGGACGUCCUGGGAGUACGUGUACCAUUUCUGUGGCGUCUUCGGCACGGUCUGGUACGUGGCCUGGUUGUAUCUGGUGUACGACUCGCCCGCCGAACAUCCUCGCAUUCACCCGAACGAGCGGAAGUUUAUCGAGAGCUCGCUCGGCAUCAGCCAUCAGCCGGAGCGGGCGAGUGAAAAGCACACCGGGGCCACCCCCUGGAAGCAGAUCAUCCUGUCGAAGGCCAUGUGGAUGACGGUCGUGGCCCAGUGGGGCGGUAUCUGGGGUCUGUUUACGCUGAUGACCCAGGCGCCCACGUAUUUCAACAACGUUCACGGCUGGGGCAUCGAGAUGACGGGCUUCUUGUCGGGGAUACCGCACCUUUGCCGGAUGCUGUUCGCGUACGUGUUCUCCAUCGUCGGUGACUACCUGCUGAAGAACGAACUCAUGUCCCGGACGGGCGUCCGGAAGAUGGGCGGCACGAUGUGCUGCGUCGUGAACGGAUUUUUCGUGCUGGGGUUGGCCUACAGUGGCUGCAACUCGGCGCUGGCCACCAUCUUUCUGACGCUCGCCACGGCCGUCCACGGAGCGGUAUCAACUGGACCGCUAGCUAACCUGGUCGAUAUGAGCCCGCGGUAUGCGGGGAUACUUUUGGGAGUCUCCGGGAUGAUCAGCGUCGUACCCGGAUUCGUGUCACCGAUCAUCGUGGGCAUGCUGGGCAAUCACACCGUAGAACAGUGGCGGACUAUAUUCCUUCUGUCCGCCGGGAUGCUGAUCGUUUGCGGGCUCAUCUACAUGGUGUUUGCCGACUCGACCACCCAGCCGUGGAACACUUCCGAAGCGCUUCCCGGUGCCGGCGACCAAGACGAGCUGGAAAGUCUGAAGGGUGAGAUGGCGACGAACACCGAACAGAGCCGAACGGUUAGACUAAGUUCCGUGUGAGAGUCGGCCACAGUAUUACGAGCCCAAAGAAUAAACCUCCGCCGGGAUGGCGAGUAGUAUUCGGUUGAAGUUUCGAGUUAAGGCGAAGACUCCGGAUUUGCGUAGAUUUUUUGCACUAGCUUCGCGUACACACACGAACACCUCAUGCAUAUGCAAGCAACAACUCAGCGUGUAGCGGCACAGCAUCCAUAAUGCAAACCCCAUAAACUAGGCCGCCGACCCCCUCGGGGGAGGCGAUGUCUCAACCGCGACACGAUAUAACAAGGAUUCACACAAGACGCCACGAUAAGACGAAGCGAGCACCCCUAUGCGUGCCCCUGCGGACGGAAGUUGUCAAUAGCCUCGGACCGGGCUCGGUAUCAAUCGCAUGUACUUCAAGGACACCUUUUAUCCGGGAGUUCCAGGGCGCCCGCGAUAAAAUAUUCAAAUGCAGUAAAAGACACUUU